Closterium sp. Yama58-4 is the source of this 909-nucleotide messenger RNA. The record is from the annotation of a GenBank genome assembly. Lineage: Eukaryota; Viridiplantae; Streptophyta; Zygnematophyceae; Desmidiales; Closteriaceae.
AUGUGUUGGUUGAAGUCGGAGAGGGAAGGGGAUGGAGGGGAGCGUGUCAAGGUGGCUGUUGAGGUAGGGGUUGGAGACAUGUUGGUUGAAGUCGGAGAGAUGGAGAGCAGAAAGACCUGCAUGCUGGGGAGGGAGGAUGAGGGGGGAAAAGGGGAGAGGGGAAAACCAGACGAGAGUGGAGAGGAGGAGAGCGGAGAGGAGGAGAGCGGAGAGGAGGAGAGCGCGGAGAGGAGGAGAGCGGAGAGGAGGAGAGCGGAGAGGAGGAGAGCGGAGAGGAGGAGAGCGGAGAGGAGGAGAGCGGAGAGGAGGAGAGCGGAGGAGGAGGAGAGCGGAGAGGAGGGGAGCGGAGAGGAGGGGAGCGGAGAGGAGGGGAGCGGAGAGGAGGGGAGCGGAGAGGAGGGGAGCGGAGAGGAGGGGAGCGGAGAGGAGGGGAGCGGAGAGGAGGGGAGCGGAGAGGAGGAGAGAGCGGAGAGGAGGAGAGCGGAGAGGAGGAGAGCGGGAGAGGAGGAGAGCGGAGAGGAGGAGAGCGGAGAGGAGGAGAGCGGAGAGGAGGAGAGCGGAGAGGAGGAGAGCGGAGAGGAGGAGAGCGGAGAGGAGGAGAGCGGAGAGGAGGAGAGCGGAGAGGAGGAGAGCGGAGAGGAGGAGAGCGGAGAGGAGGAGAGCGGAGAGGAGGAGAGCGGAGAGGAGGAGAGCGGAGAGGAGGAGAGCGGAGAGGAGGAGAGCGGAGAGGAGGAGAGCGGAGAGGAGGAGAGCGGAGAGGAGGAGAGCGGAGAGGAGGAGAGCGGAGAGGAGGAGAGCGGAGAGGAGGAGAGCGGAGAGGAGGAGAGCGGAGAGGAGGAGAGCGGAGAGGAGGAGAGCGGAGAGGAGGAGAGCGGAGAGACCUGGAUGCUGGGGGGGGGGAGGAGAUGA